Messenger RNA from Diaporthe citri, 1164 nucleotides. RefSeq lists its product as uncharacterized. Lineage: Eukaryota; Fungi; Ascomycota; Sordariomycetes; Diaporthales; Diaporthaceae. Bases 1 to 1164 code for a protein of 387 amino acids. The transcript has a single exon. The record is from RefSeq and is a predicted model, not a curated record.
AUGUUGUCCCCUGACGGCUCUGAAAUCCCACAGGUGUUUGUGCCCCGGUUUUGGACACCCCCCGAUGAUCCAGACAAGCCGCCAUUCCCAUACAUCGCUGGAUUCACCACACAAAUCCACCGCCAUGUGCCCCCUCCAGCAUUCGGCGCACAAGAUUACGGCCCCGAGCCCAGACCACAGCUAUCACCGGAUUACAUGCGAAGCGUGCCGCAGAGCAAGUUGGUCGUCGACAACACUCCCAUGGAGACGCCACCGUGCCAGGCAGACACUGCACAGCUGACCAUCACCAAUCCCAUCUCUGUGGGAGGCGCCAACGGCGCCCAAGUCGUCACGUGCUCCAUCACCCCCGGCCAAGAGACCGCCGGCCAGCCCUUCCGGGCGGUCGCCAAGAUAUACGACGCUUUGUACUAUGAUUUCUCGGAGUCGAUUGCCCACGAGCCCCGCGACGUUGUCACCGAGGCCGACAGGGACUACAGCCGCGAGGCCGCCGCUUAUGAGCACCUUCAGGAGACGGGACAGACCGGCUCCUUUUGCCCCGCCUACUAUGGCUCAUGGUCCUUCAUACUUCCCAUCACCAGCAGGGGUAAAGCCCAGACAAGGCCCAUCCGCCUAGUCUUGAUUGAGCACCUCGAAGAGACCAGUAUGCGCGGCAGCCUCAUCCAGAACGGUCCCAGGAAUAUGGGCAAGGAUGCUUUUCACCUCCCAGAAGAGUAUAGGCUUGAGGUACUGGCGCUCGCUAUGGACGGCUACGUCAAACAGCUGCACUCCGGCAUUGAUCAGCUAGACUUUGCCGGGCGGAGCCUCAUGCUCGACCCAAGGGGCCCCCCGGCCAAGCCCGGUCAAAGCCGCCCUGUGGUCGCGGGCCUGCCCCUGCCGCGCAUUGUGCUUAUCGACUACAACGCGGCCAUUGUGUUCAGCCAGGCCAAGAGACUCAAGAGGCCGCUGCAACUAGACUGGCCGAGCCCGUGUAACCCGAUGAUAUACUUCUGGGAUGAGCCCAUGGAAGGCUUUGGAGGAUGGAUCCCUCAUGAAUGGCAUUACAAUCCAAAGUACGUUCAGGAGUGGCUCAAGGCGAGGUUUGGCACAGAGGAGCAGCGGAAGCUGUACGCUCCUGUGGAAGAAGAGCCGGUCGUCAGAGAUUACGACCUGCCUGAGUAUCAGUGA